UAGCCUUUACUCACCUCCUUCCUGUUUCCUAAAAUCCCUUCCCACAGUCCCCAGACUGAGCCUUUCCUCUCUGUCCACCCCCCGCAGGGCACCUCCUGUUCCGUAAUCACCUCCUCGGGUACUCUACUCAUUUCCUUUUCUUCUACUGGUGUCCUAGGAAAUGCCAGCACUCCCACCUGCAUCGCCCGGUCCUUCCAACACUCCCUAACUGUAGUCUGUCCUGUCUCAACACCCUCUUGUAUAUUUCCUGUGCCUUCUAGAACAUUCCGCUCCCCCUGCCAUUACCUCCACACCUACCACACUUACCUCCUUGCUCCUCUACGAACAUCUUCCUCUCACCACUGCCCGCUGGUGCCUCCAUCUACGCUAGAAACACUGUCCUCGGCCAAUUUUUGUGUCCCCCCCCCGCAUUAUUGGGUCCAUAGACACCCCCUUGACAAAGCUCUUUGUUAAUCCGCCACCCAAAUCUCCCCGCUGUUGUCACUCUGCCCCUCCUCCAGGCUUCCCCUCUCGGGCGCUACCCUUCCCUGCCCAGCCUGCCCCUCGAUUCACAGUCCGGCUCCUCUGUUCCCCGUGGGCUGCCUCCCACCAUGUUCCCCUGAGCCUCCAAGGAAGGGGCUCAGGGGGCCUCAUGGCCUCCCGCUCCCCGUGGCCCCACAGCCCCCGCGGGCCAGGGGAAGUGUCUAGGAAGCCCCAGUGCCGAGGAUGGGCAACCGCACGUGGGAGGGCUGCCACGUGGACUCGCGUGUGGACCACCUCUUCCCACCGUCGCUCUACAUCUUCGUCAUCGGCGUGGGGCUGCCCACCAACUGCCUGGCCCUGUGGGCGGCCUACCGCCAGGUGCGGCAGCGCAACGAGCUGGGGGUCUACCUGAUGAACCUCAGCAUCGCCGACCUGCUGUACAUCUGCACGCUGCCGCUGUGGGUCGACUACUUCCUGCACCACGACAACUGGAUCCACGGCCCCGGCUCCUGCAAGCUCUUCGGGUUCAUCUUCUACACCAACAUCUACAUCAGCAUCGCCUUCCUGUGCUGCAUCUCGGUGGACCGCUACCUGGCCGUGGCCCACCCGCUGCGCUUCGCCCGCCUGCGCCGCGUCAAGACGGCCGUGGCCAUCAGCUCCGUGGUCUGGGCCACCGAGCUGGGCGCCAACUCGGCACCGCUGUUCCACGAUGAGCUCUUCCGAGACCGCUACAACCACACCUUCUGCUUCGAGAAGUUCCCCAUGGAGGGCUGGGUGGCCUGGAUGAACCUCUACCGGGUCUUCGUGGGCUUCCUGUUCCCGUGGGCGCUCAUGCUGCUGUCGUACCGCGGCAUCCUGCGGGCCGUGCGGGGCAGCGUGUCCACCGAGCGCCAGGAGAAGGCCAAGAUCAAGCGGCUGGCCCUCAGCCUCAUCGCCAUCGUGCUGGUGUGCUUCGCGCCCUACCACGUGCUGCUGCUGUCGCGCAGCGCCGUCUACCUGGGCCGCCCCUGGGACUGUGGCUUCGAGGAGCGCGUCUUCUCGGCCUACCACAGCUCGCUGGCAUUCACCAGCCUCAACUGCGUGGCCGACCCCAUCCUCUACUGCCUCGUCAACGAGGGCGCCCGCAGCGACGUGGCCAAGGCCCUGCACAACCUGCUCCGCUUCCUGGCCAGCGACAAGCCCCAGGAGAUGGCCAACGCCUCGCUCACCCUGGAGACCCCACUCACUUCCAAGAGGAACAGCACGGCCAAAGCCUUGGCUGCUGGCUGGGCGGUGGCUCCACCCUCCCAGGGGGACCAGGUGCAGCUAAAGAUGCUGCCACCGGCGCAGUGAACCCCGACUGGUGCAGAGCCCCCAAUCCUCCGGUCUCGUCCCACACUCCCUUCUCUCCUGGUCUGGUGUAUGCAGAUUGUAUGUAAAUAAGGCUCUGUUAAUAUUCAUAAGAUUACAAAAACAGGAAAAGAGUGAG
Propithecus coquereli (Coquerel's sifaka) is the source of this 1930-nucleotide messenger RNA. RefSeq names its product G protein-coupled receptor 4 (gene GPR4). Bases 706 to 1794 code for a protein of 362 amino acids. Gene Ontology annotation, molecular function: G protein-coupled receptor activity. The transcript has a single exon. Gene Ontology annotation, cellular component: membrane. NCBI's taxonomy places the organism in Eukaryota, Metazoa, Chordata, Mammalia, Primates, Indriidae. The record is from RefSeq and is a predicted model, not a curated record. Gene Ontology annotation, biological process: G protein-coupled receptor signaling pathway.